UUCCCUGGAUCAGGAUCCCAUUUGGAGAGGACUCAAACCACCAGGUUUCUUUGGACCUGCAACAUUGACCCUAAACAAAGUAAUUUGUACUCCAGAUUCCCCUAUAAAAAUGUCCAAACCAUGCCAUUAGGAAAUCAAGUUUUUCCCUAGGGAAUUUCAGGACAGACUCCAGCCUACCAUGGACAUGAACAGGAACAUGGACCUUGGCUAUGAAUAUGAAGGGAUUGAUGAAGAUGAUGUUUUCUAUGCUGAUAUCAGAAGACGGAUUCUGCUUUUGACAGCAGAUGAUGACGAAGAUUGUCAAGAAACAAAAAGCUUCCACCCCGUCUGCUAUGGCAAACCAGGAUCAAACAGAGCAGUUGGUAAUCUAUCUUCUUCGUUACAAUACGGAGGAUAUUUCAGUUCGUGGGAAAGCGAGAACACAGACUCAGUACCAACUUGGCUUGCAAAUCUGUGGAGAAAUGCCAAUGGAACGGGAGUUUUUAUCCCCCAUAUCGUCAAAUCCAGAAGACGCCAUAGGCCAGCUUUGGUACUCAAAAUGGACUGUUCUGCAAUGACAAACAUUGACCUGGUAACCUACAGGAAGGAUGAACAAGAGAGAACUGUACAGGCCAGUAGGGACCAAACAAUCAUGAACAAGCAGAACCGUUAUGCAGGCUCAACAGGCUCGGAAUUGUACAACCUUGUUUUACAAAACUAAGAAACUGUAAAUAACUUUU
Molecule: messenger RNA, 719 nt
Organism: Theobroma umbraticum
Lineage: Eukaryota; Viridiplantae; Streptophyta; Magnoliopsida; Malvales; Malvaceae
Source: RefSeq, a predicted model, not a curated record